AGACAGCAGCUAUCUGUUCGUCUUUCUGCCGGUGUUGUUCGGAGCCGCGUGGACAGGUCUUACUGCAGUGAUGUUAUCACUCCUCCUCUUCCUCCUCCCUCCCUUCUUCCUCUUCACACCCGCCUGGACAUUGGAGUUUCGAUAUCACAACAACCAUGAGAUUGAGCAGUACCUCAAGCAGGUCAGCACCUCGAAUCCUGACAUCACACACCUGUACAGCAUCGGCCAGUCUUCAAAAGGUCAGCAGCUGUGGGUGUUGGCUUUGGGUGUCAGUCCUCACCAGCACACAGUUGGCAUCCCAGAGUUCAAAUAUGUGGGUAACAUGCAUGGAAAUGAGGUUCUUGGGCGAGUGCUGCUCCUUCAGCUAAUAGAUGAGCUGGUGCGCAGUUACCGUAGCAACGAAACAUGGUCCUUGCGGUUGCUGAACAGCACACGCAUCCACAUCCUGCCGACGAUGAAUCCAGACGGCUUUGACGUAGCAGACAAGGACUGCUACAACAGCCAGGGCAGGUACAACGGCAAUGGCAUUGAUCUGAACAGGGACUUCCCGGAUGCUUUCGCUGGUCUCCAAAGUCAGCAGCUCUUUGAGGAGAGAAGGGAAGCUGAGGUCCAAGCAGUGAUUGGCUGGUUGAGGACGGAGAGUUUUGUUCUCUCUGCAAACCUUCAUGGAGGCGCUGUGGUGGCCAGUUACCCUUAUGACAACAGCAACGGCGGUAGCGAACUGGUGGGCGGGGCUAGCAUCGCUCCUGAUAAUGAUGUGUUUGUUCACCUGGCUAAGGAGUACUCCCACAAUCACGCCUCCAUGUACCGAGGUAACUUCUGUAUAGACAGCAGGCCAUUCCUGGAGGGCAUCACCAACGGAUUCCAGUGGUAUCGUCUGGAAGGUGGGAUGCAGGAUUACAACUAUGUGUGGGGGCAAUGUUUGGAGAUCACUCUGGAACUGUCCUGCUGCAAGUAUCCUCCAGCCAGAGAGCUUCCUGCUUUGUGGAACGACAACAAAAAGGCUCUGCUGGCCUACGUCCAGCAAGUCCACCUGGGUGUCAAAGGUCAAGUGUUUGAUGGUUCAGGCGAGCCAGUGGAGAACGCAGUAGUGGAGGUCAGAGGUCGCAGGAAUAUAUGUCCAUUCAGAACCAAUCAACAUGGGGAAUACUACCGUCUGCUGCUACCUGGGAACUACACAUUCACAGUAACAUAUCCAGGUCACGAGGUUUUGACAAAGACUCUCAGUGUCCCGUAUGGUCCGGAUCAAUACUCUGCCCUUAAACACGACUUCCUGUUACGACGCAUAGCCCAAACGACUAGACGGACUGUGGGUAGCACUACCCAAACUGAUGCCACCCCUACCUGUAACUACACUUUACAACAGAAGGCGGGCGGAGCCAUGAACAGGCCCACGUGGAGCAGCCUGGCUAUAGGGCUCAGCAUGGCGGCAGUGCUGCGAUCCCUGAUCGACUGAAGUGAAAUUGCCAGCCAGCAUUUGCAGGUUCAGUUCCUAUCAACAUCAAACCAAACACGUACAGCAAAACUGUGACACAAUGUCAACUGCAGCCUUCUGAGGAGACACAUGGAGCAGGAGUUUGACAAUUCCUGCAAGCUUUGUUGCCACAAACAAAUCUGAGACCAUGAAACCAUGAGAUGAAACUUAGUGGAGACUACUGUGAUGGUCAGAGCAAAAGUGGAGCACCCAGGUUCAUAAGCAUAGAAGUUACAUACUUCUGAUAUGGAUAACAGGAAUCAUUUGCAAAAGACAUUUUCACUUGUAGCAGUAGAAUGAGGACCAGAUUAGAAGUUAAAAACUCAUAUGAGCCUUUAUGUUAUAUGCUAGCACAAAUUUUAACCAAAGACUCCAACAACCCAAAUGGCUGCUUUGUUAAGAUCACUAAUGGGUGGUGCCUUAAGGCCCCUUAUUAUACAUAGCUUUUCCUUACAAAGUGUACAAUGGCAUGAAUCAUCACUUAGCUAUUCACGUGCAUUAUACGCACAUAACUUGUCUGCUAUUGUACGCAAAGGGAAAAUGUGUAUAACAUGAUUGGCUGGCAAGCGGUUUCUGCAUGUUGCUGGCAGUCACAUUGGUUCCAAAAAGAGGGCUGUAUAAAAAAAAAACUCCUUGAUAUUGCUUUGAUUUGUAUUUGACAUUGUCACCUGUAUUUUUCAUGGAGGAAACCAAAUGGUCUGCAAACAUUCAGCAACUACCUAGUGUGUGUCACAUUGUUAACAGUUUGCUCACAGAGUAGUUGGCAAUUGUUUGCAGACAAAUUGGCAUCUUUCACGCAAGCUAUGGAAGACCAAAGCAAUUGCAAGGAGGUUUUUGGUGCAGCAGCAUAAACCUCUUUACACAGGCCUUAUUCACUCAACCCUUAAAAACACCACAUAUCAAAAAUGUCACACAAAACUUGUAUAUGGGUGCUAAGCUAUGUUUCAAAGUGCUGACUAUUAUUUGUGUUUUCCUUUUCAUUGCUUUUGUAGAUAUCUUGAAGUACUAUUCAAGGCAUAUCAGAUUGACUUCAGCUUUUAGGUAUAUGGAAAUUUAAUAUAUAAAAAAAUCCAAAAAUAACAAUUUCAUGGCUAGCUGGCACUUCAACCACCAUGCCAUUAGUAACACCUCUGUUUGCACCACUGUUACAACCCUAAAAGCUAAUAGCUAACUGUCUAGCCAGAAGUGAAUGUGCCCCUCAGAUAGCUGACUUAGCUUGGUCAUUAAAAACGCAAUAAUUUCACAAUUAAUAUAAAAAAUAACUAGACCCUUAGGAACAGUUUAUGGUUCAUCUUGGAAGACUCUAAAAUGCAGCUAACAAGGCACAAUAGUUUCUUCAGUUUUACACUUUCGGUCGCCUUACUUUGAGUAAUGCAGCUGAGCUUUCAGUUCAUAUGUUGUUGUUCAUAUCAAAGCAAGCACUUGCACAGAUUUACACAGUGUUCACACCUCAAGGAUGUUUUAAACAAGUAAUAAAUAUCUGUAAAUACUUUAAAGUAUCUUUUUAUAGCCUUAAUAAUAAUGGAGAAAAUAGUAAAAAAAAAUUCUUAUGAAGGGUAAUUGUUCAGUGAGAUGGGAUUAAAGAGAAAUGGGUGUUUUUAUUAAGAUUUUGAAAAGAAGACAGAGUAGCAAAAAAUAUUUCCUGCACUUCGACAGGAAUAAACAGCUUUUAAAUGUAGAUUUAUUCAAAUGGCAGCUUUCUGGGGUUUUUUUUUAACAUUUAACAUUUACACAGCAGAACAAAGCAGGAGGAUUCAACCUCUCUGGUAAGAUGUGAUUUUUAUUUUUUAUGUGACUGUAAUUUUAUAUACGAGGAGGAGCAGGGGCACUUUAAAAUUAGCACUUGCAGGGACUAAAUGCUGUUUUUAGAAAGGGGGCAGUGUUCAGGACACGGCAGUGUGGAAAUGAUGAUGGUGUGAGCUGAAGUGUUUCCAGUGACGCUGCGCAUGACUCAGAUGGUCAGGCUCUUUUCAUUUUUUUCUGCUUAUUCCAUUCAUUGUUACCAAAGCAGAGGCAAAAUUAAGGUGUCACAAGAUGAUUUAUAAUAUAUGUAAAACAAUUCAAAUUCAAUUCUAAGAGUUUUAUGCUUAUUUCACUGGCCU
Molecule: messenger RNA, 3576 nt
Organism: Neolamprologus brichardi
Lineage: Eukaryota; Metazoa; Chordata; Actinopteri; Cichliformes; Cichlidae
Gene: cpm
Product: carboxypeptidase M
Biological process (GO): peptide metabolic process; protein processing
Molecular function (GO): metallocarboxypeptidase activity; zinc ion binding
Source: RefSeq, a predicted model, not a curated record